AUGUCUAUGUGCCGUAUAAGACCCGGCCCAGAUCCACACCCACAUCCCUGGAACAGAGAAGGUCCCCAAUGUGCAAACUGCCAUAGCUACGUCUGGAAACAGCCGCAGGUCCCGAUCUUCCAAUCCCCAGCACGAAGCCAGUGGGCGCAGCCGCAUAAAAAUGCCUAUCUUUGUGACAAUUGCUACUGGGACCUGAAUGGAAGCGCGGAAGGGAUUCCGUGCAUGAGAUCUCUACCAUGCCUAUGUGGAAGGCGUGGGAACUUAGCCAUUCUGCUCGCCAGCAAGGGGUUCUGGAACGACGCUGCACCCAUCUUCUGGACGGAGAACUGGUUCGCCUUCGAGGAUCCCUCUCUCCUAACGGGGUUCUUGACUGCUAUUCGUCCACAGUGGCGGGAUCCGAUUUGGAACGGAUGGGACGAUAUUAAGAGCUGCUGGAAUUUACUGAGGCAGUGUGAGGGACUGACAGAGCUGGAGCUUGACGUGGUGUUUUUGACGCGCAAGGAAUGGGCUCAGGCUAUCCGACUAAUUUGUGUCAAGAGGAAAGUUGCCUUCUUCCGUCAUUUGGACCCAGGGGCGAUGAAAUAUUUGUUUGAAGAGCCAACGAGCUUUGUGUGGGAGUCGCAUGCUCGGAGGAAACGAUUCGACUCGCCCACGACUGCUUUGCUUGUUUCUAGCAUGACUGGUAACAGAGCUAUAAAAAGGAAAGCCCUGAUAAAUCAUUACUCUGAGAAUACACUACAUCAAAUAUGUGGUGGCUACGGGGUGGAGUUCACCGAGAAGAUGAUCGAGGGCCGAAGAUGGAAUUCAUGA
Messenger RNA from Penicillium mononematosum, 810 nucleotides. RefSeq lists its product as uncharacterized. The transcript is spliced from 2 exons. The record is from RefSeq and is a predicted model, not a curated record. NCBI's taxonomy places the organism in Eukaryota, Fungi, Ascomycota, Eurotiomycetes, Eurotiales, Aspergillaceae. The coding region runs from base 1 to 810 and encodes 269 amino acids.